AUGCUAGGUGUAGCUUUUUCUGACAGCGUCUAUCCGACCAUAAGCGUGCGGCAGACGGGGUCUGAAUCCGGCAUAUACACUACUUUGCUAGAUCUCGCAAAGCAGAGGGGCUCAUCCAACGUGCAGGCCAUUAUAGAUUCUGUGACGGAGAUAGAACGUCUUCGCAAGUUCUUUUCCGCGGGAGGGCUCUCUCCAGCUACUGGAGGAUUUAUUGAUCGUUGCUUUGAGCUGUAUGCAGCGGCCUAUAUCCCGGCCAUGAAUGUCGCCUGGACGGCUCCAGCCCUGUCCAAGAAGGUAACCAAUAUGCCUAUUACUUGGUCCACGGUGGGCAUGAAGAAGUCUGCCUCUGGCGGUCCGUGUGCCCAUGUGGAUGUCCUCAAUGCUCUUUACAACAUGGGUGCUUAUGAGGUGACUCUCGGGGUCCAGGCGGUGACUAUGCAGGUGUCCGACCAUGCUACAAGCGAGUACACAGAGCAGUGUGCGUCUCGACGCUCUCACUUCUUGCGUGCAGCCUACUAUUUCAAGAGUGCAGCCAAGUUUAUCGGAAGUCUUCCUCAGGCCAUUCACAAUCUCAUGGAUCUAGAGUACACUGUCAGCUUCUUCGAGGUCCUAGAGAACCUCUACACUGGAAUGGCUUUCGAGUCUGUAUUGAGAGCCAAGAUUCCCGAUGCCUUGAGAACGCUUACACGCAUAGGGAACCAAGCACUGUUUGCCACCAUCUGUUCUCUAUCGCGAGCAGCCGUUCAUUACUACAAGGUGGCCGAUCACCUGUUGGAUGCUCACAAAGAAUUGAAGAAGGUGCUUGAGCCGGUUGUAAUUGCGCUAGUUGUGUAUAAACGCGCCUACUACUACUCCUUUGCCUACUACUAUGUGGGCCUCUGCAUGCGAACAGAUGCCAAGUACAAGGAGGCUCUGGACGCGUUCACAGAGGCGAAGGAUAUGGCCCAAGCUAGUUGUAGGGAGCUGGAAAAGGCUCCUCUGUCAGACCCUUACAAGAAGUAUGGGAUGAAGCACGCCCUGGAGGAUUUGAUCAGCCAGAUUUCAAAGUACUUGGAUGCAAUCAGCUCUGCAUGCACUGGUCUAAAGCCCGCGAUGCCAGACGCCCUUAUUGAUCUAUCUUCUGAGAAGCGUAAGCUGGUUCUGGAAACAUAUUCUAAAGUGGGAAGAGAUUUGCCAAAGAUCGGCAAUACUGAGCUCGGAUCCGCGUUUCGUGCUCUCAUUCAUGAGGAUCUCCCAUCUGAUGCUCCAGCGACAUAUGCCAAACUGGCGGAGUACUUAGAUGAGCUUAUUGCUACAGAAAAGAAACAGAGAUCCACUGUCUCAGAGCGGAAUCUUGCCUUGGCGAAAACCUGUGCAACAAUAUGCGCAGCAGAAACGAAUAAGGAGGUCAAAAAGUGCUUCUUCCUUGUGCACAACGUUUUUGCAAAUCACCUUCCGUGCCCCCUGGAUCCUAUUGAGGAAGCCGUCGUUUCAACCGACAACCCGAGAGCAGCAAAGCUUCUCUCUCGCCUCACUGUUUUUAAAAAGGACACGGAGGAGUUCAAGCAGAAAUACAAGGAGUUUUCAGAGGCCGUCGCUCAGACAGGAAAGUUCCCGCUAGCGUACCAAAAUCUUAAAACAGCAAUUCAGAAUACAACGUCACUUCAGACCUCAGAUCAGGAGCGUACUAAGAAGUACACAUCCAAAUACUGGAAUUCGCAUGACUUCCAGGGAAUUCUAGUUGUCUUUCUCAAGUCAUGCAAGGACCUAGAGAUGACCUUCAAGGAUAUAGGACUUACGUGUGUUAAGAUCAAGGAUGAAUUUACUGCCGAGAAAUUCGAGGGGGAGUCUGGGAAGUUCGAGCAGAUUCUCGGCUAUAAGAUGCGCCUUCCUGAGAUCGACGUGCUUCUGCCAGAAGAUAACGUGGAAGACAAUGGAAACGUUGAUUACGAGUCUCUGUCUUUUGCACGCAAGGCGACCUCCCUACCUCUACUUUUGAAGGCCUAUGCAGCUGAACAGCCACAUCCAAAAUUCGUGACAUAUGCAUACAGUCUAGCAGCCCAAGCAUACGAGCUCCUCCUCGGCAAGUACAACUGCACGCUUAUAGACCUGGAUGAGGACGAGGCUAGUAUUUACAACAAGGCUGAAACCAAGGAUAGCAAAGUAGCGCUUGUGAGGGCCCAGGAACGCGUGAAGACAGCGUACAAGGAGAUGGUUGCCGAUGUCUCUAAGAUGUGCGAAGUUCUUGAGGUCUUUCUCAACGAUGUUGGGGUUCAGCAGACCAUCAUAUCACAGCACUCCGACAUCCUCUCCUCGUUCCGCUCCGUAAAGAAGACCCCUGUCAAUGAGUACGAGAAGAUGGACCUGGUCAUUAACACGACAACGGAGAAGAUGCACGAGCUCUCGACAGCUAUCGACCAAGUCAUGAAGAAGAUCGACGACUGCAGUGCAAGGGCCAAGAAGCUGUUAGAAGAUUCCGUGACGCGCACCAACAACUAUAACAGCGAGGUUAAUGCAAAGGCCGAGAAUAUUAAACUCCAUGACCCCAUCACAAUCACCACACAGUAA
Giardia duodenalis is the source of this 2547-nucleotide messenger RNA. Its product is annotated as BRO1-like domain-containing protein. Gene Ontology annotation, molecular function: protein binding. The transcript has a single exon. NCBI's taxonomy places the organism in Eukaryota, Fornicata, Diplomonadida, Hexamitidae. The record is from RefSeq and is a predicted model, not a curated record. The coding region runs from base 1 to 2547 and encodes 848 amino acids.